AUGACAUUAAUUUAUAUUCUAGUGUUCUAUGCAUUAAACUAAGUGCUUGCAGGAUUCACGACAUUGAAUGAAGCAUUAUUAUUCAAUCCCAUCACACUUUAUGUCCCUGAAUGUGUAGAAUAACCUAAAUUUGAUAAUAUCAUUAUAAGUAUUCGUUAUUGGAUUGAAAUAUUGCAAACUGAUGAUUGUGAUUUGUAGACCGACUUGGAAACAUUAAAGCAAAUAAAAACGACAAUCCCAGAAUCAAAUUUAUUUUUGAGUUCCUUCAUCUAGAAAGAUCAAUUUAAAAUUCACGGAUUGAUGUAGAUCACUGAUGAUAUAUGCAAAGAUGCUUAAGAUUAGCCAGGCUACAUAAUAGAUUUAUUGAAGAAAGAGCUUCAAUCAAUAAUUGAUUCCCUUGAAGAAAUUUUGGCAACACCGAAUAAACAGCGAAAAAUUUCUGCGUUAAAUUCCCAGAUAGAGGAAGUCUAAACAUAUUAAGAAUUUUGUUUCUAAAAGGAAGAAAGGCAGAGAAGAAAGGCACAAGAAGCAAUCAAUUAACAAGCACAAAACAUAAAAAAUGAAGCAGGCUAUAUAGAUGACGCUUAUGGCACACCCAACACUUCAGAUUCCAGUCAAGGAUCAUCAACUACAUCAUCAUCUUCUUCAUAAUCGAAUACUUAGCAAUAAGGCACCAAUAUUUCAGGAACAUAAUAGCCAAUUAAUUGUGUAGACCCUCAAGCCUCAAAUGCUUAAUAAAACUCUAAUCAAUAAUAGGGAAGUAGUACGACUACUACUUCUACAUCAUAAACAACCACUAAUUAAACAAAUAUUCCUUAACCACCACCACAGACAUAAUAAUGUCAGCCCUGUGAAAUACCAUAACCUCCAUAAAAUCAACCCUCAAUACCUAAUCCUCCACCACCUCCGCCACCAUCAACAUAAGAGCAGCCUUAAGUUCCUCCACAAAUACCUCCAUAACCUCCUGCUUAACCUCCUUCUGAGGUUCCUUCUUAGCCACCAGUCUAGCCACCUCCCCCACCUAUUGAACCACCUAAACCUCCGGUUGAGCCACCGGUUUAGCCACCUCCCCCACCUGCUGAGCCACCUAAACCACCAAUUGAUCAACCAUAACCACCAGUUUAGCCUCCGUAACCACCAGUUUAGCCACCUUAACCUCCUGCUGAGCCACCAUAACCACCAGUUAAGCCACCAGUUGAACCACCUAAACCUCCUGUUGAACCUCCUUAACCACCUACUGAGCCACCUAAACCUCCUGCUGAGCCUCCAUAACCACCUGUUUAGCCUCCUUAACCACCUGUUGAUCCUCCUUAACCGCCUACUGAGCCACCUAAACCACCAGUUGAACCUCCUUAACCACCAGUUGAACCACCUAAGCCGCCUGUUGAACCUCCUUAACCACCUACUGAGCCACCUAAACCACCUGUUGAACCUCCUUAACAACCAAUUGAUUCACCUAAACCACCUGUUGAACCACCUCAACCACCUACUGAACCACCAAAACCACCUGUUGAACCCCCUAAACCUCCUUCUGAGCCACCUAAACCACCUGCAGAGCCACCUUAACCUCCUACUGAGCCGCCAAAAUCUCCUGAAUAGAUAAAAACAAAUAUAACUGUCAAUGGGAACAGAACUACUGAAGUUCAAGAUUUGAUAAAAUAGUUUUAAGAAGGAAAGAUGGAAAAUGUUUCAAUAAACAUUACAGUAUACUAAAAUUCAAAUACAACCACUAUUGGAAGUUAGAAUGGAGAAUUGUUAACAAUUCUUGAAGCAUUAUUAACUACUUAGCCUGCUUGUUCUGCUCCAGCUCAGCCUGUAAUAGUUGUAGUGCAAUAAGACGAUGGUGACGAUUGCAAAGAACCUGCUUAACCGAUUAAGCCAAAGCCAGAUGAAAAGCCCGUUCCUGUUAUUGAACCAGAGGAAGAAGAAGAGGAGGAAGAAGAAUUAUUCCCUGAAAUGUCUUUCCCAGAGCCUGCUCCAGAUCCAUAACCUGAGCCUGAAGAAGAUCCUCAACCUGUACCAGAAGAAGAACCUGAACCUAUUCCAGAAGAAGAACCUUAGCCUAUUCCAGAAGAAGAGCCAAAACCCAUUCCUGAAGAAGAACCAAAACCUGUUCCAGAGGAAGAAACACCAAUUCCAGAAGAAGAAUAAGAGCCAAUUCCAACUGAACCUGCUAGUGUGAACACUACAAAACCAGCUGAACCAUUGCCUUUACCAGAAGAACAGUAAGCUGAAGAAUACGUUCCAGAAGAAGAAACACCAGAAGAAAUUAUACCUAUUGAUACAAAGAACACAACCAAACCAUCAGAACCUCUACCAAUACCUGAAGAAGAACCAGUUGAAUAAUAAAUUAUCGAGCCAGAUCCUAUUGAAGAUCCUGUUGAUACAUUUAAUUAAACAAAAGUUGUAGAACCUCUCCCUAUUCCUGAAGAAGAAUAUGUUGAGGAGGAAGUAAUUGUACCAGAUGAGCCAUUUGUUAAUAAAACAAAGCCAUCUGAACCUCUACCAGUUCCAGAAGAAGAGGAAGAAGAGCCUGAAAUUAUAGUGGUUGUGAAAAAUGAAACAAAAUAAGCAGAACCAGUACCCAUUCCAGAAGAAGAAGUUCCUGAGGAAGUAGUGGUUGUGAAGGAUCCAAAAAAUACUACUAAAACAAGUGAAACCUUACCUGUUCCAGAUGAAGAAUAUGAGGAAAUAAUCUAUGAAGAAUAUUACGAGGAAUAUUAUGAAGAGAUUAUCAUAUAAGCUGCAAAAAACACUACAAAAUCUGCUGCCCCUCUGCCUCUCCCUGAAGAUGAGGACGAUGACUGGGGUUAGAUGGGCUUUGAUGAUGAAAGCGAUGAGGGCGAGUGGGAAACCUAUUGGGACGGAUCUUAAUAUGUUAAAAGAAAGAGGUCUGAAACUGUUAUUGAAUAUGAAUAUUACUGGGAUGUUGAUUCAUAAAGUUACAAAAGUAGAGUGAAGGGGUCAGGUCCUAAUGAAGAUGAUUAUGAACUCUAUUGGGAUGGUUCUAGAUAUCUGAAAAGAAAAAAAGGAAGCCAAACUUAUGACAUAAAUACAAAGCCAUCAGGUUCAUACACUUAUGAUGGUUUUGUUUAUGAAUAAUAUUGGGAUGCCAGCACCAAUUCAUAUUAAUGGAGAAGAUACAGAGUAGGCUCAACAUCAUAUGAGAGUGAUACAUUCGAAUAUUAUUGGGAUGAGAGCAGUUAAAGUUACAAGUUCAAAUAAUCAGUCAGUUCUACAUCUAGUUCUUAUACUUAUAAUGGAUAUGUUUAUGAGAAAUAUUGGGAUCAAUCUUCAAGUUCUUAUAAGUGGAGAAGGAGAUAAACAGGAUCAAGUACAUGGGAAUCUGGCGAUUAUGAAUAUUAUUGGGAUGAAAGCAGCUCAACUUAUAAGUUCAAAUAAUCGGGUAGUUCUACAUAAUCUAGUUCCUAGAGUUCUUACACUUAUAAUGGAUAUACCUAUGAGUCAUAUUGGGAUCAAUCUUCAAAUUCAUAUAAAUGGAGAAGAAAAUAAUUAGGAUCAAAUACUUGGGACUCAGGUGAGUAUGAAUAUUAUUGGGAUUCAAGCUAAUAAACUUAUGUUUGGAAAUUGAAAUAGCAAUAGUAGAACGAGCAAGAUGAUUAUGAAUGGCAAUGGGAUUGGGAAACAAGUUCUUAUCAAUGGAGAAGAAAGGCAAACUCAUAUGAUACUAAUUAGUACGAAUAAUAUUGGGACUCAUCAACUCAGUCCUAUUAGUGGAGAAAGAAGAGCAGUACUUCAUACAAUUAUGAUGAUGGGGAAUAUGAAUACUAUUGGGAUGUGAAUACUUAAUCGUAUCAGACUAGAAAGAAAAGCGGCUCUUCCAGUUAAAUUGAGUAUGAAUAUUAUUGGGAUUACGAUACUUAAUCCUAUCAAUACCGUUAAAAGGGUUAAUAAUCUCAAGGAUACUCAACAUCUUCAUCUAGUUCAACUACAUAUUAUGAAUAAUAUUGGGAUGCUGCUUCUUAAUCAUACAAAUGGAGAGAAGUAUCCAAUGAUUAAAUAGCUCAAUAAGGCACGUAUGAUGAUGGGUAAUAUGAAUAUUAUUGGGAUGCAUCUACUAAUUCUUAUUAGACAAGAUUAAAGACAAGUAGUAGCAGUAACUCAACUCAAUAUUCUUCAAGCAGCGGGGAAGAAUCCUAUUCAUAUUCAACAUCUUACAAUGUAUCUUCAAGCACUGAUUACUGGGAGGAAUAUUAUGUAAAUGAGGAUGGAGAAAUGGUUACUUUGAAUUUAGCUUCUUAAUCUUUAAAUAAUAAUGAUGCCCUAUAAUUGGAAAAUCAAGCUCAUGAGAAAUGGAUUAGCUAAGAUGCAAAAGAAACAGAUGAGUCUUUAGAAUCUUAAGAUAAUUAAGCUAAUCAAGGCAAAUUCAUUUAUAAAACAAAUUAGGUAUGGGAAAAAGAUGAUGAAUAAAUAUAUAAUUCAUAUAACUUACGUAGCAGGAAUAUUAAGAAUGCUGCAAAAAUGAAGAAUGUUAAUCAUAAUGGCAAUCAAAAAACAACUUAACAAAAGAAAUAAGUUGUUGGAACAAGUUUCAACUUCAGAACUAUACCACAAGAUAAAGUUGAAAAGCAAUAAUAAUUGAAAAAUUAACCAGAGUUUAUUGAUAAAAAGGAAAGUUCUGAUAAAAAAGAGAACAUUUCAAUGUUAAAGAAAAUAAUGAAUAUAUUUAGUCAUAAUUGA
Molecule: messenger RNA, 4701 nt
Organism: Paramecium tetraurelia
Lineage: Eukaryota; Ciliophora; Oligohymenophorea; Peniculida; Parameciidae
Exons: 4
Source: RefSeq, a predicted model, not a curated record